AGCGAGCUACUGAUUCAUCUGAUGAAGACGAAUUUGAUUUGAAAGAUGAGGUGCUAGCUGACGAUGUAGGAGAGAUACCCGACGUCAAACCAAACAAAGGAAAUGAAAGCUCUUCCAAAGGAAAGAAUGAAGGAGAAGAAAACAAGAAACAGAAUGAAGGAGAAGAAAACGAGAAACAGAAUGAAGGAGAAGAAAACGAGAAACAGAAUGAAGAAGAAGAAAACGAGAAACAGAGAGACAAAAGAAGCCCAAGGAGAUUUAGAGGAUCUUCUAAUAAGAAUUCAAACUCAGACAACUCGAAGAGAAACAGUAACAAGGCUCCUCAAAAAGCUGAAAACAACACUAACAACAAUGCUGACAAUAAAGGCUCCGCUGAGAACUCCUCGGCAUAAAGUGAUAGUGAAAUGAUAAAGUGGUAGUGAAAUGAUCCCUAAGGGAGAAGGCCUGGACACACAAAAAUAUUGACUUGAAAAUAUCAUACAAGAAACUUCAAUAAAUCUUGCAAUGCAAAAAUGAAAA
Biomphalaria glabrata is the source of this 519-nucleotide messenger RNA. RefSeq lists its product as uncharacterized. Lineage: Eukaryota; Metazoa; Mollusca; Gastropoda; Planorbidae. The record is from RefSeq and is a predicted model, not a curated record. The transcript has 13 exons. Bases 103 to 408 code for a protein of 101 amino acids.